This is a messenger RNA of Pistacia vera, 1041 nucleotides long. RefSeq names its product zinc finger BED domain-containing protein RICESLEEPER 2-like. The record is from RefSeq and is a predicted model, not a curated record. The coding region runs from base 1 to 1041 and encodes 346 amino acids. Lineage: Eukaryota; Viridiplantae; Streptophyta; Magnoliopsida; Sapindales; Anacardiaceae. The transcript is spliced from 2 exons.
AUGGCAUCGGGAGAUAAUUUCUCAAGCACCCCUACAUUGGAUGACGUCAACGAUUGUGUUACGGUAAGAGCAAUCGAUCAGCGUAACAUUUAUGGAAGCACAGGUGGUACCGAGCAAAGUGUGAGUAGCCCCAAAAAUGUUGAGGACAAUGACAGUCCACUAGAGAGGAAGAAGAGAGCGAAGACAUCAGCUGUGUGGUCAGAAUUUAGGGAGGUGGUUCUCCCUGGUGGUACAAGGAAGGGAGAGUGCGUUCAUUGUAAAACAAAGUUGAAAAUGACUGCCAGUGGAAGCGCAACACAAUUCAAUAGAUAUUUGAAAAGGUGUGUGAAGAGAACAACUCGCUUGAGGCAACAACAAAUAAAUUUCCCCCCUUCCAGUUCUCAGGGUGGCUCUAUUAUCUUGCCUGCUCUACGGGGCCAAUUCAAUAUGCUAAAGAUGAGGGAGCUUAUUGCACAUUGGGUGCUGAUGCAUGAGCAUCCAUUUUCUAUUGUGGAGGAAGAGGGGUUGAAUACCAUGAUGAAGUACAGGAUUCCUGAAUGGACUCCGAUAUCCUGUAAUACUUGUAAGAAUGAUUGUAUGAGAGUGUUUGAAAAUGAGAGGCAGAAGUUGCUGACUCUAUUGAAAGGUGUUAGGAAGAUAAGUCUGACCACACAUAUAUGGCAUUCAGGCAACCAGAGGAUGAAAUACAUGUGUUUGAUGGAUUGGGUAAUUGAAGCUAAAGUCCACACGAUAUCGGUGGAUAAUGCUUCAAGCAAUGAUGUUGCAGUAAAAGUGUUGAAAGAUAAUUUCCAAGCUAUGGGGAAGCUCAUAUGUAGGGGCAAGAUGUUUCAUGUGAGGUGUUGUGCACACAUCUUGAACCUGGUUGUUCAAGAUGGUCUUUAUCAGAUUAGACACAUUAUUGAGGACAUCCGUGAUACCGUGGCGUAUAUCAAUUCAUCGGAGAGUGGACUAAAGGUGUUUGCAGAGAUUGUUCAACAGCGCCAAUCGCCAUUUCGCAAGCUUGUUCUUGAUUGCAAAAACGCAAUGGAAUUCAACAUAUGA